CCCCCGUUCCUUGGUAACAAUGGAGCAGAAAAUGGCCGCCUGAGAGGGGAGGGAGGGCGACGCUGCGGCUGUUUGGGGACGGACGGAGCGGGGAGAGCCGGGACCGAGCCCGCUGAGGAGCUGGGAGAGCAGCGGACCGAGAGCUGGGGAGGCGACGGCGGGCGGUGGCGGCGGGAGGUACUCUUCCACUCAGCAAGAUGGAAAGCUCAGAUUCUAGUGAUAAAGGAAACGUUGAUCAAUCGGAAGCACAACGUCAGAGUCAGCUUGAUCGGUUGGAUCGAGAAGAAGCUUUCUAUCAAUUUGUAAACAACCUGAGUGAAGAGGACUACAGACUUAUGAGAGAUAACAAUUUGCUAGGAACACCAGGUGAAAUUACUGAAGAAGAGUUGCUGAGAAGGCUACACCAAGUUAAAGAAGGUCCGCCACAGCAAAACAGUGAUGAGAAUAGAGGUGCAGAGUCCGCAGAAGAUGUUUCAAAUGGAGAUUCUAUAAUAGACUGGCUUAAUUCGGUCCGACAGACUGGAAAUACGACACGAAGCGGACAACGAGGAAACCAGUCUUGGAGAGCAGUGAGCCGGACUAACCCAAACAGUGGUGACUUCAGAUUCAGUUUGGAAAUAAACGUCAACCGUAAUAAUGGGAACACAAAUCCAGAAACUGAGAACGAGCCAUCUGUAGAGCCUUCCAGCGGGGAGGAUUUGGAAAACAGCCAAAGUGACUCUGAAAUUCCAAGGUCUGAAUCACCAUCUAUAAGGCAGCCUGGAUCAGAGAGGAGCACUUCGGAGGAGCUAACGACCCAGGAAGCUUCUCCUCCUAGAGGGCAGAGGAGAGCGAGAAGUAGGAGUCCAGAACAGCGGAGAACGCGGGCUAGGACUGAUAGAAGUAGGUCACCCAUUAAUCCAGUGAGCGAGGCUCCUCGCAGGUCUCAUCACAACACGUCAUCUCAAACACUUGAUCACUCCUCGGUGAACGAAGCUGAGGGAAGCUCCAGAACUAGGCAGCACGUGACGUUGAGGCAGCAGACGGUGGGGACUGAGAUGCCAAGUGAAAACGCGGUUCUGUUUUCAACCCCCGAAACGAGGCCUGUUCCUCAAGCGGCAGGUUCUUCAGAAACUAAUGGCACCGGUGAGUCUGCAACCCCUGGUCAGAGGCCUCCUACCAUAGUACUUGAUCUUCAGGUGAGAAGAGUUCGUCCAGGAGAGUACCGGCAAAGGGACAGCAUAGCCAACAGAACUCGGUCCAGGUCCCAGACACCCAACAACACCGUCACCUACGAAAGCGAACGGGGAGGGUUUAGGCGCACGUUUUCCCGUUCGGAACGGGCUGGAGUGAGAACUUACGUCAGCACCAUUAGGAUUCCCAUCCGGAGGAUCUUAAACACAGGCUUGAGCGAGACGACGUCCGUGGCCAUUCAGACUAUGCUGAGGCAGAUCAUGACAGGCUUCGGGGAGCUGAGCUACUUCAUGUAUAGCGAUAGCGAUGCAGAUCCUAGCGGCCCCACUCCAAACCAGAACGUGGAUGCUUCCGAGCCGCAGAACGGAGGCGGUGGUUCUUCAAGCAAUGAAAGCACAGAUGUUAGCUCAGGGGAGGUGUACGAAGGCGGCAAUGAAGGUGGCUCAACAUCUGGUGCCAGACGGGAAGGUCGGAACACGAGGGGAUCGGUCACGUUUGAAGAAAGCGGUUCUCUACCAUUCCUUAGCCUAGCACAGUUUUUCCUACUAAACGAAGAUGAUGACGACCAACCCAGAGGACUCACCAAAGAACAAAUUGACAACCUAGCCAUGAGGAAUUUUGGUGAGAGCGAUGCUCUGAAAACCUGUAGUGUGUGUAUCACAGAGUACACGGAAGGCAACAAGCUCCGGAAAUUGCCUUGUUCGCACGAGUAUCAUGUCCACUGCAUCGAUCGCUGGUUAUCAGAAAAUUCCACUUGUCCCAUUUGUCGCAGAGCCGUCUUAGCUUCUGGUAACAGAGAGAGUGUUGUCUAAAUGAGAUCUGAAAUGAUGGCCGAGCAGCUAGUGUGAUAGUGAUGGGCAAAGAAGUCACUUCCUUUAUGGCCACUUUUUGAGUGGUACCUCAAUGUAUAGUAAUGACUCGGAGUGAAUCUUCCCUCAUGAAAACGUUUUCUCUGAAUUCAAGCUUUUAAAAAUGGCAAAAUUUCUUUAAUUAGGGUUUUCAAGAUCUAGUCAGUUUGGGUGUUAAAUUUCACUUGUCCGAAGACAUCUUACCGCUUAAAAAUAUAUUUUUUUUUUUCCUUUGUGAAGAGUAUUAAAUUCUUUUCUCCCCACCCAGCCCGUGCCAUCCCAGUCCAAUAAACUUUUUGUCCUCAAGAUCGUGCUUAUGAGGAGUUCUUUGAGAAGUCAUCCCAGCUAAAUGUACGUGAGUCAUAGGGGAAUAUUUGCAAGAAAUCCAACUAUCUGAAAAAAUAUGAACUUAAUUGCACAUUUGAACAUACUUUUAAUUUUCGUACUGGGUUAAUAUUGGACAUGUCUGUGUAAAUAACACUAAUGUUAGCCCUUUCCCCAUCACUAUGACACGCUGUAGGAUGAGCUGUUAGCUUAAUUGGGAUAUUUAUCUUGUUGUGGAAAUAUAAGAAUUGCCUAUGCUUGUUUAAAUAAUAAAAAAAAAAAAUCUGUUUUAAAAUUGUAAAGCUUUUUUGUAGAAGCUCAGUACUUUUCCAAUGCACUGUUGUACUAACGCAUUAAGAAUUAAAAUUGUACCAUGCUUAGAAAUCAAGAAUGCUUUUCAUACAAAACCCACCACACGGAGAGCAAACUAAAUCCGAGAGAGCUGCUUUUGUAAGUGUGUACCUGUCAAGAGCAGUGCAUAUCUGUACUAUUUAUGUGAACAGCUACUGUAAUAUAAAACCAGUUGAAUUAGACAUCUUAAUUGCAUUAAAACAAAAUGGAAAUUAAAUGUUAUAAUUGCAGUGUUUUGGCUCACUAAUGCCACCAAAAAAGGAUGAUAAAAAUUAGAAACUGUUCCAA
This is a messenger RNA of Calidris pugnax (ruff), 2984 nucleotides long. RefSeq names its product ring finger protein, LIM domain interacting (gene RLIM). Gene Ontology annotation, molecular function: ubiquitin protein ligase activity. The transcript is spliced from 4 exons. The coding region runs from base 198 to 1985 and encodes 595 amino acids. Gene Ontology annotation, cellular component: cytoplasm; nucleoplasm. The record is from RefSeq and is a predicted model, not a curated record. NCBI's taxonomy places the organism in Eukaryota, Metazoa, Chordata, Aves, Charadriiformes, Scolopacidae. Gene Ontology annotation, biological process: ubiquitin-dependent protein catabolic process; random inactivation of X chromosome; protein ubiquitination.